UCCACAGCUACUAGCUCCGUCAGUUCUCUCACCCUGGGGCUAUCUUUCACUGUCUGCCAGUGACAUUAGUGGCAGGGGAGCUGUGGCAAAGACUCUGGAACGUAUUCAGAGACAGGAAGAUUUGAAAGAGGAGUACCUUGUGUAUACAACAACCCAAGAAUGAGCGACGCCAAUACCCUCAACACCACAGAAGUUGCAGCUGGUCCCACCACACCACGCAAGGGACCUCCCAAGUUCAAGCAAAGGCAGACAAGACAAUUCAAAAGCAAGCCCCCAAAGAAAGGAGUAAAAGGGUUUGGAGAUGACAUUCCAGGUAUGGAGGGACUUGGAACAGAUAUUACAGUGAUCUGUCCGUGGGAGGCUUUCAGCCAUCUGGAACUGCAUGAGCUGGCACAGUUUGGUAUCAUCUAAGUCACCAGAAUCACUGCUGGUGUCUUCCAAGGUUCCAGAAUGGUCUUCUUCACCAUUGACCCUUAUUUUUGGCCCUUCCGUCCUCCUGCUGACAUUCUGUUGAGCACGUGCAGGGUGACUUCAUGAGAGUCACCUAGUUCUAAACAAUUCCUUCUCAGAUUAACUUGGCAAGAAGUUAUCAGCGACCCUGAAUAUUCACCAGGCCUCAUCUGAUGAAACUAUUGGAAAUUUUUAAAUAUCUCUGUACAAUAUCCUGUCUUCCCCCUGGAGUAUUCAUGUGUGUGAAGUCUCACCUAUAUCCCCUGACUCCUGGGAUGCUGUAUGUAUGAAUUUUCACCCUAUAUGCCCUGCUCUGAGUUACUUGAGAUACUGUCUGUAUGUGCCUAUUUGAAGUCUUAUCCUGUAUUCCCACCCUUGAUCCUAUAAAAUCUAACUCUGAAUUAAACCCAUCGCCCCACUCUCAGGACACUCAAGCUUUCCAUGUGUAUGUGAAGUCCAACAGAUGUGGAUGAUAUUUCCAUGAUAUCUGAGCCAGCAAUCAAUUGCUCUGUGUAUAUUCAUAGGGAACAGAGUCCUGAGAGUCACCUAUCCACCUUUCAUUAGGAAGGAGACCUGGAGUCUCUCACAUGAGCUCUCCAGAGGGAAUCUGCCACUAAAAUUCACCUCUCAGCCAUAGAACAGACAGGCUUGGGAAUACUACAUCUUCCCUAUAUUAUCCACAGGUUAGUGGAGUAGUUAUUAGAUUUCUGUUGCUCCAAUAAGGACAGCUGACAGCCUGAAUGUUCGAGAUCACUAACUAAAUCUAUCACAGCACUCACUCCUUCACUAUCCUGAGGGUUUGCCCUUCUAAUCAAGUGACUCUCAGAGUGAUAUAAACUUUCAUAUUCUAUAAAUAGAAAUCCCUUCCUGUUCCUAGUACCAUAUUUACAUGAGGAAUAGCUUGUAUCUGCCAGUUGUUGGUUAAGAAAAUGGAGAAGCAUUGCAAUUGUCACUUGACAGUGACAUAUACCCAUUAAGAGUAUGUCUACUGGAACGUAGGUCUGUGCGUGAGCCUUGGCUCAAGCAUAACCCUUCCCUUGCAUGUACACUGCAAUUGCCCUAACCUAGGGCUUGGACUCAGGGUUCCAGGACUCUGCAGGGCUG
Messenger RNA from Chelonoidis abingdonii (Abingdon island giant tortoise), 1554 nucleotides. Lineage: Eukaryota; Metazoa; Chordata; Testudines; Testudinidae. The record is from RefSeq and is a predicted model, not a curated record.